Messenger RNA from Cuscuta campestris, 4471 nucleotides. NCBI's taxonomy places the organism in Eukaryota, Viridiplantae, Streptophyta, Magnoliopsida, Solanales, Convolvulaceae. The record is from the annotation of a GenBank genome assembly.
CUUUAGGGAGGGGGUUCUUGAAGGGUAAUCCACGCAAACAAUGAUGAAAGUGCGAAUCCGGAAGAUGAAACCUGCGAUUUCUGCAGAAACCUUCGCACCAGGCAUAGCGGGUAGAGAAUCUGGUCCGGCUAUUGAAGAUUUUACGACCUGUAGGCCCCAACUUGCACGUUGUUGUGUGGAGGUUGAUAUCUCUCACUUGCCUCCUGCAAAGAUUCACGUCCAACAUGGGGAGGAGGAUAUGCUCCUUGACUUCUACUAUGAAAACGUACCUUCUUAUUGCAUGGAUUGUGGGAAGAUUGGCCAUCCAAAGAAGAGGUGCCCACUAGGGCAAAACAGGCAAGAUGUAAGGCCUAAGGAUGUGAAGACAGAUACUGCAUGGCAAGUGGUUACUCGUAAGAAAGGGAAGGUCAAGAUGGUCAAGAAGCCAGAAAUGGUUUGGAAAGCAAAGCCUUAUCAAACUUCCAUGCAUCUUGUGCAGUGGUCUGAAGGUCCGAGUGAGUCUUCCAGGGUUAAAGAGGACUGCUUGGAAAUUAUUCCUUAUGAGGGCUGUUUAGAGGAACUCCCAGAAGAUGCAGAACCUGAUGUGGGUUUCUAUAUGGAUGGGGAUGAUAUUGAUUCAGUUUGCCAUUAUCUUGAAGAAUUUCCUUCUUUGGCUAGCCCCUCUCCAGAUCUGGUUGUAUCCUCUAAGCUUUCUAAAAGCUCAAAACCAAGGGAGCGUAGCCAUGCAAUGGAUUAUUACCUCUCCCUUCAUACUGUUAAUGAAAAGUCUCAGAUCCUUACUUGUGGAUUCAAGCAUGCUGCUUCCUCUUCAUCUGUUUGGAUUUCAAGCGUGUAUGGUUUGCAUACCACAUCUGAUAGAGAGGAUCUCUGGAUGUCUCUUAGAACUCUUUUUCCUAGGUCUGGUCCUUGGAUUGUUGGGGGUGACUUUAACACUCUCGCCUCUCUCUCAGAGCACAAAGGUGCUGUUUGUCCAGAUUUUGGAGGAAUAGGGGAUUUUGCUCAGGUUAUCUCUGAGUGUGAGCUAGUGGCUCCUCAUUUUCUUGGGAGUGAAUUCAUUUGGACUGUUUCUAAGGCAGAGGAAAGGCUGUUGAGGGCGGAAGAUACUCUAGAAAGGGAUGAUUGUGAAGAAAAUGUGGUGGCAUGUAAUUUGGCUAGGCCUUUGUUGCAACAGGCUCACAAAAAGGAGGAAAUGUUCUGGUCUCAGAAAGAAAAUGCUAGGUGGAUUUCUCAAGGGGAUGCCUCAACUGCAUUCUUUCAUUCUUUGGUCAAGGGAAGGAUAAAUAGGCUUUUCAUUUCUUCUCUAAAGAAUACAGUUGGCUGUAUGCUUUCCUCUCAAGAAAGAAUAGCUAAGGAGGUUGUUGCUCAUUUUACUAGGGUUUUUUCCACUGUUCAUGAGGGUGACAUGGGUGAGGUACUUAGUCAUAUUCCCUCCUUGCUCUCUGAGCAAGAUAAUGAUAUGCUUGGGAGGCUGCCAGAUGAGAAGGAGGUCAGAAAGACUAUUUGGGCUUUGAAUGCAAAUAGUGCUGCUGGUGCUGAUGGGUUUAAUGGCUUCUUCUUCAGACAGAUCCUUUCCAGGAUACUCAGUGAUAGACUGAAGAGAGUCCUUCCCACUCUUAUCUCCCCAGAGCAGGCUGCUUUUCAGCAAGGAAAAAGUAUUAAUAAACAUGUUUUGAUGGUUAAAGAGAUGGUGCAUUUUCUAUCUGCAAAUACUAGAGGUGGAAAUUGUAUCAUCAAGCUUGAUCUGUCUAAGGCUUUUGACAACAUAUCUUGGAGUUAUUUGGAGCAGGUUUUGAUAAAAUUUGGAUUUUCCCCGAGGAUUAUGCAGCUUCUAAUGGGAAAUCUGAGAUCCACCUUUUUUUCUGUCCUUGUGAAUGGUCAGUCCAAGGGUUUUUUCCCCAUGCAGUGUGGUGUUAAGCAGGGUGAUCCCUUGUCGCCUCUUUUGUUCAUUUUAGCUAUGGAGGGGUUUACCAGAUACUUUAAUCAUCUUGCUAACACUGGAAGGAUCAGCUGUUUCUCAUCUGGCAGGAUAGUGGCUCCAAGUCAUUUGUUGUAUGCUGAUGAUAUAGUCAUUUUCACCAGAGCUGAUUGUAGGAAUCUCUUGAGGCUAAAGGCAGCUCUUUCCACUUUUGGGAUGGCAUCUGGGAGAUCUCUGGUCUUUGAAAAGCUUAUGCAGAUGCUGCCAAGGCUCCCUUUUCAGCUGCCCCUCUCUCUUUGCAGCAGGCAUUGUUGGAGUACCACUCAUCUCCACGUUACCAAAGCUGUCCAAGAAUAUUUCAUUGGAGUCCCCAUCCCUCAAGUUUUUGGCAGUACCACCAUCACACUCCUCCCUAAGAAGGACACCUGCACUAGCUUUGAUGACUAUAAGCCAAUAUCUCUCUCUACAUUCUUUAGCAAGAUCAUUACCAAGAUCCUUAGUGACAGACUCAAACUCUUACUUCAUAAACUCAUUCCUGAAGAGCAGGCAGCCUAUCAGACAGCCUAUCAGACAGGUAAGGGUAUUGAAGAACAUAUUUUACUUACUAAGGAGAUGGUUCACAUGUUAGCCUCUGGCUAUAGAGAGAGCAAUAUCAUUAUUAAGUUGGAUCUCUGCAAAGCUUUUGAUACCUUCAGUUGGGAGUUUCUGGAAACCAUUCUCUCUAAGUUUGGUUUCACCCAGCAUAGUCUUCUUAUGCUUAUGGGUGUUCUCAAAGGCACUUGGUUCUCCAUACUAGUAAAUGGGCUUCCCAGGGGGUUUUUUCCAAUGAAAUCUGGAGUUAAGCAAGGAGAUGCCCUUUCUCCUUUGCUUUUCAUUAUUGCUUUGGAAGGUCUCAGCCAAGAGAUAAAACACCAAAUGAAUAUGGGUUUUAUCAAGCCCUUCCACACAGGUCUCAUUAAAUCUCCCUCUCAUCUUUUGUAUGCAGAUGACUUGAUUAUUUUUACAAAUGGCGAAAGCAGGAAUCUUCUCAAGAUCCAACAUAUCCUUUCAACCUUCAUGCUAACCUCUGGUCAAAGUAUUAAUCUCUCCAAAUCCCAGAUCAUUGUUCAUCCAAAGCUGUCUAGAGACAGAAGAUCCCUUAUUUCCAGUAUUACAAACAUUAAAACAUCCUCUGGCAGGUAUGUCCUUAUCAAGCAUGUGCUCUCAGCUAUUCCAAUGCAUACACUACUGGUCCAGGAUCUUCCCAAAUCUGUCAUCACCAGUCUCAACAAAAUGAUGGCAAAUUUCUUAUGGGGCAGUAGGGAGACAAAGAACAAACAUCACUGGAGGAAAUGGGCAGACCUUUGUUACUCCCUGGAGGAAAGAGGUCUUGGGUUCAAGAGCAUUGAAGAUCUUCAGGCAGCAGCUGCACUUCAAAUGUGGUGGAAAGUACAACAAGGAGGCUACAACUUGGGAAGAAACUACCAUCCUAUCUCCCACCUUGCUUUUGCCGAUGAUCUUAUUCUUUUCACUAAUGGCUAUGGUCCUAAUCUUAAACAAGUUCACAACUUCAUGAGGAACUAUGAAAGAAGGAAAGUAACCGGCGCAUCCAUGAAAACAGCAGCAAAGAGUCGGGGAGACUACUUCAAGACUGUAUUGCCCAAGUACAGGAGUGGGUUCUUGGAAGGGCUCCUUCAAAGCUUAAGUACUUUGACGCUUGGAGACUUCCUCCUGAACUUAUGCUCUCGCAGCAAAGGAACCCCUCCCUUAGAGUCCAUAGGUGGACCAACACCUCGGACAGCGGAUUACACCUCUCCACAGAUGUUGCAAUCAAUCAAAAUUACGGGGUGGCUAGUACAGUUUUACGCAGAGGAAAUGGCACUUUCAUUGCAGCGGGAACAUGGAAGAUUGAAGAAACAUCUGCCUUAUAAGACAAACGACAGUCCAUCGCUGUCCGCUGCUGGAUCAAGCCCGUCUUCCGCCGGACCAUCUUCCUCGACCGUCGACAUGGAAGAUGCAGAGGAAAAUCUCAUCAGAAAGAUCUUCGAUGAGGAGGAGAAGAUCCCUACGAAGGGAAAUUCUUACUUACUCAAGAACGCAGACACACCCAGAUUAAUUAUCACCCAAGUCAAACUAAACGGUGAUAAUGAUGAAGAAUGGGCCCGUGCAAUGAGAAUUGCAUUCCGUGCAAAACGGAAAAUUGGAUUCAUUGACGGAUCCAUCCCUUGUCCAGAAGAGGGAGAUGAAAAUUAUGAAGAAUGGUGGAUUGUAAAUGUCAUGCUGGUCUCAUGGAUUUACAAUACCAUUGCCAGUAGUCUGAGAAACUCUAUCACACAAGUGGAGGUAGCUGUAGAACUAUGGAAAGAUAUCCAAGAUUGUUUCUGUUGGGAAAAAUAUCAUAGAUUUUGAUGAUGAUGUAUUUAGAAUGUAAUAGGGACUUUAGGUCUCCCUAGAUAUUCAAUUUAAUUUUUCCUUUAGAAAUAUUGUUAAAACCAAGUUCUUGAGAUUUCCAAUAAAGUGUUGAUAUUUCUUUAAGCGGUUUGAUUCCUGAAGACUUAAUCAAAUUCAGGAAUUUGG